AGAUUCCGCGCUGCACUAUUUGAAAGCAGCUUAGUCUCCGGGUUGUUUGUAACUUGUUCGUAGCUUCGUCGGUAACUUGGUGCUCAAACAAACCUUUACGCGUUUAUCUCGUUGCUGUCGACCUUUAAAAUGUCGUCUGUGGAAGUUCGCGCCGCGCUUCCUGUCGGCGAGAACCCGCUGAAGAAGAGUAAAAACACCGCAGCGGGGCCGAGGAGAGCGGCUCUGGGGGAGAUCAGCAACUUCCACCAGGCUAACGCCAAGAGACCUGGACCGACCAAAGCUGCUGCUCCGGUCAAACCGUCCUGUGUCUCCAGGUCCAAACCAGCCGUGAUGCCGGCUCCAGCUCCUGUGGUCCAGGUCCCGGUCCCGGUCCAAGUCCGGGCUCCGGCUCCGGAGGCCGACGUGUCCAUGAAGGAGGAGCAGGAGCAGGAGGAGGAGGAGGAGGAGCUGUGCCAGGCUUUCUCCGAGGCGCUGCUCACUGUGGAGGACGUGGACGAGCAGGACGCUGACCUCCCUCAGCUCUGCUCCCAAUACGUCAAAGACAUAUACAGCUACCUGCACGUCCUGGAGGUGCAGCAGGCCGUCCGGCCCGACUACAUGCAGGGCUACGAGAUCAAUGAGCGGAUGCGAGCUCUUCUGGUCGACUGGCUGGUCCAGGUCCACUCCAGGUUCCAGCUGCUGCAGGAGACCCUGUUCCUGACGGUGGCCCUCCUGGACCGGUUCCUCCAGGUGCAGCCGGUGUCCCGGAGGAAGCUGCAGCUGGUGGGCGUGACCGCGAUGCUGGUGGCCUGUAAGUACGAGGAGAUGUUCGCCCCCGAGGUCGGAGACUUCGCCUACAUCACGGACAACGCCUUCACCAAGUCCCAGAUCCUGGAGAUGGAGCAGCUGCUCCUCCGGAAGCUCAACUUCCAGCUGGGACGCCCGCUCCCGCUGCACUUCCUCCGCAGAGCCUCCAAGGUGGCCAACGCGGACGUAGAGCGCCACACGCUGGCCAAGUACCUGAUGGAGCUGACGCUGCUGGACUACAGCCUGGUCCAGUACCGGCCCUCGCAGAUCGCCGCCGCCGCCCUCUGUCUGUCCCAGCUGCUGCUGGACUCUCUGCCCUGGUCUCCCACUCAGCAGCACUACUCCUCCUACAGCCAGGACCAGCUGACCCCCAUCAUGCAGCUCAUAGCCAAGAACCAGGUUCUGCUGAACGAGGGCAAGACCAAGUUCCUGGCCGUCAGGAACAAAUACUCGAGCAGCAAACUGAUGAAGAUCAGCCUGAUCCCUCAGCUCAGGUCCUCGGCCCUCAGGACCCUGGCGGCCCCCCUCCUCGGGGACCCCUGAGACCCUGAGACCCCGCCCCCCUCUUCGGUGAC
This is a messenger RNA of Mugil cephalus (flathead mullet), 1361 nucleotides long. It is a transcript of the gene ccnb2, whose product is annotated as cyclin B2. The record is from RefSeq and is a predicted model, not a curated record. Gene Ontology annotation, molecular function: cyclin-dependent protein serine/threonine kinase regulator activity. Gene Ontology annotation, biological process: regulation of cyclin-dependent protein serine/threonine kinase activity; mitotic cell cycle phase transition. The coding region runs from base 130 to 1329 and encodes 399 amino acids. The transcript has 9 exons. Gene Ontology annotation, cellular component: nucleus; cytoplasm; cyclin-dependent protein kinase holoenzyme complex. Lineage: Eukaryota; Metazoa; Chordata; Actinopteri; Mugiliformes; Mugilidae.